AUGUCGUUGACAAAUUGCCGUUUCUACGAGGAGAAGUAUCCGGAGGUUGACAGCUAUGUCAUGGUCAACGUGAAGCAGAUCGCCGAAAUGGGCGCAUACGUUAAGCUCCUCGAGUAUGACAACAUCGACGGCAUGAUUCUGCUCUCCGAAUUGUCGCGCAGACGUAUCCGCAGUAUCCAGAAGCUUAUUCGUAUCGGCCGUAACGAGGUCGUCAUCGUGCUUCGUGUGGACAAGGAGAAGGGUUAUAUCGAUCUUUCCAAGCGUCGAGUUUCUCCCGAAGAUGUUGUCAAGUGUGAGGAAAGAUACAACAAGAGCAAGGCUGUCCACUCCAUCAUGCGCCACGUUGCCGAGGCCACUCAGACCCCUCUUGAGACCCUAUACCAGCAGAUCGGAUGGCCCUUGAACCGCAAAUAUGGACACUCCCACGAUGCGUUCAAGAUCUCCAUCACGAACCCCGACGUGUGGAACGAGGUUGAAUUCCCUAACGAGAACGUGAAGAAGGAGUUGACGCACUACAUCAGCAAGAGACUUACUCCUCACCCGACCAAGGUCCGUGCCGAUAUUGAGGUUACUUGCUUCGGUUACGACGGUAUCGAUGCGGUCAAGGAGGCCCUGCGCACCGCCGAGGCCCACAACACCCCCGAGACCCAGAUCAAGGUUAAGUUGGUUGCCCCGCCACUUUACGUCUUGACCAGCCAGUGCUUGGACAAGGCCAUUGGUAUUCAAAUGCUCGAGGAGGCUAUUCAAAGGAUUGAGGCCAAGAUCAAGGAGUCUGGCGGUGGUUGCAUUGUCAAGAUGGCUCCCAAGGCUGUUACUGAGCACGAUGAUGCUGCCCUCCAGGAGCUCAUGGAGAAGCGUGAGCGUGAGAACAUGGAAGUCAGCGGUGACGAGAGCAUGUCCGAGAGCGAUGAGGGCGUUCCUGAGUAA
Messenger RNA from Aspergillus tubingensis, 927 nucleotides. Its product is annotated as translation initiation factor eIF2 subunit alpha. Bases 1 to 927 code for a protein of 308 amino acids. The record is from RefSeq and is a predicted model, not a curated record. Gene Ontology annotation, cellular component: eukaryotic translation initiation factor 2 complex; eukaryotic translation initiation factor 2B complex; multi-eIF complex. NCBI's taxonomy places the organism in Eukaryota, Fungi, Ascomycota, Eurotiomycetes, Eurotiales, Aspergillaceae. Gene Ontology annotation, molecular function: translation initiation factor activity; RNA binding; ribosome binding. The transcript has 4 exons.